Clarias gariepinus (North African catfish) is the source of this 2645-nucleotide messenger RNA. RefSeq names its product DEAD (Asp-Glu-Ala-Asp) box helicase 56 (gene ddx56). The record is from RefSeq and is a predicted model, not a curated record. Lineage: Eukaryota; Metazoa; Chordata; Actinopteri; Siluriformes; Clariidae. Gene Ontology annotation, molecular function: ATP binding; RNA helicase activity; nucleic acid binding. The transcript is spliced from 15 exons. Gene Ontology annotation, cellular component: nucleolus. Bases 13 to 1677 code for a protein of 554 amino acids.
CGUGUUUCAAAAAUGGACCCCGACAGAAUACAGUUCCACGAGAUGGGUUUGGAUGACCGUAUUUUAAAGGCGGUAGCCGACCUCGGAUGGGCCCAGCCGACCCUCAUUCAGGAAAAAGCCAUUCCACUGGCUCUGGAGGGAAAGGAUCUUUUGUCAAGAGCUCGGACCGGUUCUGGGAAGACUGCUGCCUACGCUGUGCCCCUGAUUCAGCGGAUCCUCACCUGUAAGCAGACGGUGCGAGAGCAGGCGGUGCGAGCUUUAGUCCUGGUACCGACCAAAGAGCUGGGACAGCAGGUACAGACCAUGAUCCGGCAGCUCACGGCUUACUGUGCCAGAGACGUGCGAGUGGCCGACAUCUCCGGCAAAGCCGAGUUAUCAGCUCAGAGGCCGAUUUUGAUGGAGAAGCCAGAUGUGGUAGUGGGGACUCCGUCUCGGGUGCAAGCCCAUAUCAAAGCCCAGAACUUGGCACUGAACGCUCUGGAGAUGCUGAUCAUCGAUGAAGCCGACCUCCUUUUUUCUUUUGGGUUCGAGGCUGAUCUUAAGAACCUCAUUUGUCAACUGCCUAAGAUCUAUCAGGCUUUCUUAAUGUCUGCGACACUCAAUGACGAUGUCCAGGCCUUGAAGCAGCUCGUCCUGCACAAUCCUGUGAUUCUGAAGCUACAAGGCUCCCAGCUCCCAGACAGCUCCCAGCUGCAGCAGUACAGUGUGAAAUGUGAGGAGGAGGACAAGUUCCUCCUCAUCUACACACUUCUCAAACUGGGCCUAGUGCGAGGCAAGACGCUCAUUUUCGUCGACAAGGUGGAUCGGUGUUACAGACUCAAGCUGUUCUUGGAGCAGUUCAGCAUUCCUUCCUGCGUCCUUAACUCCGAACUCCCUGUGCACUCCAGGUGUCACAUUAUUUCACAGUUUAAUCAAGGAUUCUACGAUUACAUCAUAGCCACAGAUGAGGAAGGGCUGGACGACCCGACCCAAAGUGCCGGCAGCAAUGGGAAAAAGAAAAAGAAUACAAAGAGUAAAAAAGGCAUGGAUAAAGAAUAUGGCGUAUCCAGAGGCGUGGACUUCCAGAACAUCGCAAAUGUCAUCAACUUUGAUUUCCCCCCCUCGGUUGACUCCUACAUCCACCGAGUUGGCAGGACCGCACGGGCAGACAACAAAGGCACAUCUCUCACGUUCGUCUCACAUUCAGAGAUCGCGCUGCUGACGGAGGUUGAGAACGCUCUUACAGGAGACAGCGGAAACUGCUCCCUGAAGCCGUAUGGGUUUAAAAUGGAGGAAAUCGAAGGAUUUCGUUACAGGUGUCGGGAUGCCAUGAGGUCUGUGACCAAGCAGGCAGUCAAAGAAGCGCGAUUAAAGGAGAUCAAGCAGGAGCUGCUUAACUCUGAGAAGCUUAAGAUGUACUUCGAUGACAACCCAAGGGAUCUGCAACUGCUCCGUCAUGACAAGGACCUCCAUCCUGCCAUCAUUAAACCACACCUGAGAAAUGUGCCCGAGUACUUGAUUCCUUCUACAAUGAAAAAUCUGGUCAACCCCCUCUUACGGCGGAAGAAGAAGAAAAUGCUAAAGUUCAACCCAAGGGGAGUCAUGACAACUGCCUUUAAGAAGAAUAUUAGAGGGAAGAACCCACUCAAGAGUUUUCGCUACACUGGGAAAACUAGGAAGCAGAAGAACAAGUCCUAAUGGAGACACUGGGAUGGAAACAGCUCCUUAAUUUCCAUCAGGAUGAGCUCGAUGGACGUUCAAAUGCUUGGGAAUAAACAAAGCAGCUUCACAAAAAUGAAAAGAAAAGUUUAAAAGAAUUUAUGGAAGUGUGUAUGUGUGAGAAAUGUGUUCUUUAAGUAUUUUAUAUUGUUUGUUCAGUUCUAAUAUGAACAACAAUCUCCACUGGGUUUUUCUUAACCUAUAUUAGAUCAAUUGUUUAGGACACAUGGUCACAGCAUCAAGCCAGACAAAAGCUCAUCUUUUGUGAUCUUUGGCGCCCCCCCCCCGAGGCAGGCAUUGGACCACGUCUCUAGAACAAUACUGUUUGUAUCUAGUCGAACACAGUUUAUAAAUUCACCAACAAUUAAACACAACCACUGAACCGGGAACAGCUUACCUAUAUAUUGAGCAGAAUUUGUGCUGGACACUGGCCCCCCAGGACUGAACCUGAACAGCCAUGAUCGAGAUUUGCCGUUAUUCCAGCAACACACACAAAAAGGGAAAUGUGUUCCAAAAAAAUAAAUGAAAGUCCUUAGGACAUGCUGGAGAAGACUUGUGGUUUGAUUUGACGUUGCAUAAGGAUGUUGAAACAUGCCACAGCGAGCAUGUGCCGUAAUCCAAACUAAAGCUGGUCCAACAUGAAUAUGGGUGAGACUUUUUCAGUGCAUUCUGUAAGUGUUGAAUUAAGUUGUAACAUUUAAAAAGUGUCUUUAAUGCAAAUUAAGUGAACUAAUUUACUGCCUACGUGAGCAAAAAAAAAUUUUGUGAACAAUCUUAAACUCUUUGCCUGCUGAGCUCCUUUGGUCCUGGUAUGGGUAACCCUUGGGUGCAGAUGAUCCUGACACCAGUUUACCUGGUGGUUGUGGUAUUAUUAUGGCUGAUUGUUGACGUUUAUUACCAUCUUAAUUCCAGUUUUAAAUAAAUAAAUUUACAUUACAAAAAUCUCA